Molecule: messenger RNA, 1407 nt
Organism: Pristis pectinata (smalltooth sawfish)
Lineage: Eukaryota; Metazoa; Chordata; Chondrichthyes; Rhinopristiformes; Pristidae
Gene: ufd1l
Product: ubiquitin recognition factor in ER associated degradation 1
Exons: 12
Coding region: 158-1081 (307 amino acids)
Cellular component (GO): VCP-NPL4-UFD1 AAA ATPase complex
Molecular function (GO): polyubiquitin modification-dependent protein binding
Source: RefSeq, a predicted model, not a curated record
UGCCCGGCUGUGGUAGUGGUUCCGGUGGAGAGCGGCGGUGUAGAGACACUGACUGACUGUCUGUGUGGGGGAGAGCGGCGGAGUUAUUGGUGAAGGAGGUCACCAGGGAAACCAGUUAGUGAUCUAUUGUCUCAUCGGUGCCUGGGCUGAGGGAAACAUGUUCGCCUUCAAUAUGUUUGACCAGGCAAUUCCGCAAGCAUUUCGGAAUCGGUUCUCAACACAGUACCGCUGCUAUUCUGUCUCAAUGUUUGCAGGCAGUGAUCGAUCAGAUGUAGAGAAGGGAGGAAAAAUAAUAAUGCCACCAUCUGCUCUGGAUCAACUGAGUCGACUGAACAUCACAUACCCAAUGCUCUUUAAACUUACCAACAGGAAAACUGACCGAAUGACACAUUGUGGUGUUUUGGAAUUUGUGGCUGAGGAAGGAAUCUGUUAUCUGCCUCAUUGGAUGAUGCAGAACCUGCUUCUGGAGGAAGGGGGCCUGGUCCAGGUCGAGAGUGUGAACCUCAUGGUUGCCACUUAUUCCAAAUUUCAGCCACAGGCUCCAGAUUUCCUGGACAUCACCAAUCCCAAAGCUGUAUUAGAAAAUGCCUUGAGGAACUUUGCCUGCUUGACCACUGGUGACGUCAUUGCCAUCAACUAUAACGAGAAGAUCUAUGAGCUCCGGGUCAUGGAAACUAAACCAGACAAAGCUGUUUCCAUCAUUGAGUGUGAUAUGAAUGUGGAUUUUGAUGCCCCAUUGGGUUACAAAGAGCCUGAAAGGCAUUACCAGCCAGAAGACACCUCGGAUCUUGAAGCUGAUCACACUGCCUUUGUGCCAAUUGACAUAGGGUUCCGGCCAUUUACUGGUGCUGGCAACCGACUGGAUGGAAAGAAGAAAGGAGUUGAUCCCAGUCCAGCACAAAUCAAUCCAGAAGAUAUUAAAAGGGGAAUUCCAAACUAUGAGUUCAAAAUUGGAAAAAUUACUUUCAUCAGGAAUUCACGGCCACAGCCGAAACAAAUAGAAGAGGAUUCUGGGACCAGCAGGUUUAUUGCAUUCUCUGGAGAAGGACAGUCUUUACGCAAGAAGGGAAGGAAGCCUUAGGAUACCGAGAACUAUGAUGGCAGGAGAAUAGUCUUUUCCAUUUGGAAGUUGGGGAGAAAACACAGUAGCUGGAAAGGACUGAUUCACCUCAUCCUUUUAACAAAACCAUUUAUGGUUCUCGAAUGGAAUCCUUUGCACUCUCUUACAGACUGGUUUUCACUCUCUGCGUCUAGUUUUAAUGGACAAUUGAUUUUGACUGAAGUGACUGGUUCAAGAAUGGAAUUUUACGCUGCAGGUCAUUGCUGAAUAUCUUUAGGUGUGUCUACAAAUGUGACUUUUGCUCUGUAUAUAUAACCUUCCUUUAGUAAACCAGUUUUCUGCCAUUA